AUGAAGCUCAGUACAUUCAUCACGCCUAUGCUGGCAGCCGCUACCGCUCUAGGCGUGUACGAGCCCUACGGCGGCCAUGUCGUCCACGUCAUCGAAUUCCCAGAUCUUACCGCCAAAGAAGAUUACCAGGUCUCGGGCAUGCACUGGGACUUCUAUACGGGCUACUGGAUCUUUCUCGCCACCAGACGCGGCGCUGAAGAGCUCCGCGACACUGAGAUGUCGGGCAACACUUACCUCAUCAAGUACGACCUCUACAAGAGCGAAGUUAUCUGGACUCUCAACCUGGAAGACAGGAUGAAGAGUAACUCGGGCCAGAGAAGAUGGGGCGGCUUUUACGGGAUCAUUAUCCGUACCUUUGGCGACGCCGGGUUUCCAAUGAUCUGGUGGAUGGGGUCGGGGCCAGCGGGGCUUGUAAAGAUCAGUGGCCUAGCCAACAUGCGCGACUCCAGGGUGCUCCUCAUUCACGGCAGCAACGGCCUGAUCGGCUACCUCGACAUGUUGCGGGACUUCGGCGCGGAGCCGGCUGACUGGCUGGAAAGCUCGUACGGGAACGUGCGAAUUCGCGACGUCCAGAGCAUCACGCUCCCACCAAAGUACGCGGACAAGGUGGCGCUGCUGACCUCGCCCACGCGGGGCGUGCAGGUGAUGCAAAACUUUGGAUGGAAGUGGACGAAGGACGACUGGCUAAACCACCGCCACUCGGUCCAGCACACCCACGGCGUGCUCGUGCCGCCGGCCGACACCGAGAAGAACGGACAACCUUGGGAGACGGUGCAGGUCGGAUCCAACAGCGUCUUUGUGCUGUCCAGAUUCAAGGACGGACAAAAAAGAAGAACGGGAACGACGAGAAUUUCUGGCGUUUUGAGGACAUCACCAAGCUGA
Sordaria macrospora k-hell is the source of this 882-nucleotide messenger RNA. NCBI's taxonomy places the organism in Eukaryota, Fungi, Ascomycota, Sordariomycetes, Sordariales, Sordariaceae. The record is from RefSeq and is a predicted model, not a curated record.